Messenger RNA from Angiostrongylus costaricensis, 549 nucleotides. The record is from the annotation of a GenBank genome assembly. Lineage: Eukaryota; Metazoa; Nematoda; Chromadorea; Rhabditida; Metastrongylidae.
AUGCGAGAGCUCACAAAUGACAAUUUGAAUCGCUUUAUUGGUUUCUGUCUCGAUGGACCACAGUUGAUGUCGUUGUGGAAGUACUGUUCGAGAGGAAGUCUCCAUGACGUCAUCGUGAAGGGGUCGACGAUGAUGGACGGCUUCUUCGUCUGCACCCUGUUACAAGACAUCGUGCAUGGCCUCCACUUUAUCCACCGCUCGUUUCUACGUUACCACGGCUUUUUAACCUCUAAGUGUUGCCUGAUCGAUGAUCGCUGGCAAGUGAAAAUAUCCAAUUAUGGUCUACAGAAAAUUCGUAAUUUCGACAAAUUCUUGCCAGAAGAUUUGCUUUGGACAGCACCUGAAAUACUACGCCAGAAUGUCAUGAUUGGCUCACAAGAAGGCGAUAUUUAUAGUUUUGCCAUCAUAAGUGCUCAGCUCGUCACAAAAUCGUCACCGUGGGAUCUUAGUAAUCGAAAGGAAGAUGCCGAUGUUAAGAAUGUGUUUAUUUUAUGGUGCGCUGACUCUCUGGAUCUUAUUCAUGGGUUAUGGGAAAGCCUAAAGGGCUAA